Molecule: messenger RNA, 1804 nt
Organism: Lampris incognitus (smalleye Pacific opah)
Lineage: Eukaryota; Metazoa; Chordata; Actinopteri; Lampriformes; Lampridae
Gene: camk2d2
Product: calcium/calmodulin-dependent protein kinase (CaM kinase) II delta 2
Exons: 18
Coding region: 323-1804 (493 amino acids)
Biological process (GO): protein phosphorylation
Cellular component (GO): neuron projection; cytoplasm
Molecular function (GO): ATP binding; calmodulin binding; calcium/calmodulin-dependent protein kinase activity
Source: RefSeq, a predicted model, not a curated record
ACAACGAAACAAAAACAAUAACAAACAAACAAAACAUAACGGAAAUCCGGUUGUCCGAGACAUCAAGCGAUAACACAGAGACGAGUCUUUGCCGCAGAAUCUCGCCAGAGCUUUUCUUUUUUCUUCUUCUUCUUCUUCUUCUUCUUCUUCUUCUUUUUUUCUUCUUUUUCUUCUUCUUUUGCCCGACGCAAUUUUAGCCGUGCAUGAACCCCUCCGACUCGGCUCGCGGGUUCAGGUUCAGGACUAACCGGGCGGCGUUGACGACUGCGUGGAUAUCGUGAGCGUACCUUUUAAACGUGACUCCCAACCCGCGUCCAUCGGGAUGGCGUUAACCAUCUGCACAAGAUUUACCGACGAAUACCAGCUGUUCGAGGAGCUGGGAAAGGGAGCAUUCUCAGUGGUCAGGAGAUGUGUGAAGAUAUCCUCUGGGCAGGAGUAUGCUGCCAAAAUCAUCAACACCAAGAAGCUUUCCGCCAGAGUGCGGCUCCAUGACAGCAUAUCAGAGGAGGGCUUCCAUUACCUGGUGUUUGACUUGGUGACAGGAGGAGAGUUGUUUGAGGACAUUGUAGCCAGGGAGUACUACAGCGAGGCUGACGCCAGCCACUGCAUACAGCAGAUCCUGGAGAGCGUCCAUCACUGCCAUGUCAAUGGAAUAGUUCAUAGGGAUCUGAAGCCUGAGAACCUUCUAUUGGCCAGUAAGCUGAAGGGGGCGGCGGUCAAGUUGGCUGACUUUGGGCUGGCUAUCGAGGUGCAGGGGGACCAGCAGGCAUGGUUUGGCUUUGCCGGCACUCCGGGCUACUUGUCUCCGGAAGUCCUGAGGAAAGACCCGUACGGGAAGCCUGUGGACAUGUGGGCUUGUGGUGUGAUUUUGUACAUCUUACUGGUGGGCUACCCACCUUUCUGGGACGAGGACCAGCAUCGCCUCUACCAGCAAAUCAAGGCAGGGGCCUACGAUUUCCCGUCCCCAGAGUGGGACACAGUAACCCCUGAGGCCAAAGACCUGAUCAACAAGAUGCUGACCAUCAACCCCAGCAAGCGCAUCACUGCCACAGAGGCCCUUAAACACCCCUGGAUCUGUCAACGAUCCACGGUAGCUUCCAUGAUGCACAGGCAGGAGACUGUGGAGUGUCUGAAGAAGUUCAACGCCAGGAGGAAACUCAAGGGAGCCAUAUUGACCACUUUGCUGGUCACAAGAAACUUCUCAGCAGCCAAGAGUUUGCUCAACAAGAAGCCAGAUGGCGUCAAGGUCAACAACAAAGCCAACAUAGUGACCAGUCCCAAAGACACAGGCCCUGCCCCUGCACUGGAACCACAGACUACUGUGAUCCACAACCCAGUGGACGGAAACAAGGAAUCCAUUGAGAGUGCCAAUACCACCAUAGAGGACGAGGAUGUGAAAGCUCGUAAACAAGAAAUUAUCAAAGUCACCGAGCAGCUGAUCGAAUCUAUCAACAAUGGAGACUUUGAGGCCUAUGCGAAGAUUUGUGAUCCUGGGUUGACCUCUUUUGAGCCCGAGGCCCUGGGCAACCUGGUGGAGGGGCACGACUUCCAUCGCUUCUACUUUGAGAACGCUCUGUCUAAAGGGAACAAGCCGGUGCACACCAUCUUGUUGAACCCACACGUGCACCUGAUUGGGGAGAACGCGGCAUGCAUCGCCUACAUUAGGCUGACCCAGUACAUGGACAGCAGCGGCAUGCCCCGCACCAUGCAGUCCGAGGAGACCCGCGUCUGGCACCGCCGCGAUGGCAAGUGGCAGAAUAUUCACUUCCACCGCUCCGGCUCCCCCAGCGUCCCCUCCCAGUAA